Messenger RNA from Ylistrum balloti, 1554 nucleotides. RefSeq lists its product as uncharacterized. The record is from RefSeq and is a predicted model, not a curated record. The transcript has a single exon. NCBI's taxonomy places the organism in Eukaryota, Metazoa, Mollusca, Bivalvia, Pectinida, Pectinidae. The coding region runs from base 1 to 1554 and encodes 517 amino acids.
AUGGAACUCACGCGCAAACGACACCACCGGAAAUUCAUCCCGCGGAAAAAAUUCAGGAAAACGCGCAUAGAAAGUGAUUAUAGCGGGAUUGUAAAUUUAUCAGAUAGGGUAUUAAAUAAAGCCGAAUUAGAUGUUUUGUCCAAAGGUCUAAAUUUCUGCCCGACUCCAGGGGCACCACAAUUAGAUAACAUACUCACUCACACCUACCUUUUUAACCGAAGGGUACGCAUCAACCAUUUCUUCAAGGAUACACCAGAACAAGAGAGAAGCCCGUUCCGCAGAACAUCCGGCUGGACUCCACCGGCAGGAAAUGAUACUUUUCUAGAUACUUUUCUCAACAUAGUCACAGAAAGUAUACACGAUCACCGGAUUCGGAAACCACACAGAAGCAACCUUUCCAAUAAGGAAAAGGAUGCCCUCAAAUCACUGAGUAAUGAUGGAAACAUCGUCAUAAAACCAGCGGAUAAGGGUGGCGCUAUAGUCAUCCUUAACAAAGAGGACUACAUGCAAGAGAUACACAGGCAAAUACAUGAUAGUACUCACUAUGAGAAAGUCAAAUCAGAUCUAAACCCAUCAGUCACAAAAAAGAUUACCGGUUUUCUUAAGUUCAUAAAAGAUAGAGAGCUAUUAACCGACACUGAAAUCAAAUACUUAACGCCAAGAAACCCCCGAACCCCGAUAUUUUAUACGCUAUCUAAAAUACACAAAGCAGGUAAUCCGGGAAGACCCAUAGUAUCGCAAAUAGGUAGUUGCACAGAAAAGAUAUCAGAAUUUGUAGAUCACCAUCUUAAACCACUAGCCAUGAAAACAGACUCAUAUUUGAAAGAUAGCAAUGAUUUCCUACGAAGAAUAAUAAACUUAGGCCAACUACAGACGGGGAGUAUACUAUGUACAGCGGACGUAUCUUCGCUGUACACAUCUAUCCCACACACAGAAGGAAUUAGGGCAGUGAAAUUAGCCUUAGAUGGGAGAGGUCCGCAGGCACAACCCAGCACGUGGAUCCUCCUUCGGAUGAUUGCAUUAAUAUUAACAAACAACUGUUUUAGGUUCAACACGGACUAUUAUUUGCAGAAACUAGGUACCGCCAUGGGGACCAAGAUGGCACCUAACUAUGCAAUAAUUUUCAUGGAUUACAUUGAGAAGAAAUUCCUAGCCACACAAGAAAAAAUACCACUAGUUUGGUGGAGAUAUAUAGAUGACAUUUUCUUUAUAUGGACACAUACAAGAGAGGAACUUGCCUCCUUUUGUGAAGCCAUGAACUCAAACCACCCAACAAUUAAGUUCACCUUUGAUAUCAGUGAUACCGAGGUCAACUUCUUAGACACCACUAUAUACAAACUACCGGACGGCAACUUGGGAAGCAAACUGUAUAACAAACCCACUAAUGCGUUUUUAUACUUGCACUACCACAGCUGUCACCCCAAACGUUCCAAAACCAGUAUCCCAUACUCACAAGCAUUAAGAAUCAAGAAAAUAUGCAGUGACCCAAACCACUUCGAACAGGAAUGCUCCAACCUAGUAGGGAGAUUCAGAAAAAAGAGGAUACCCGCUUAA